Molecule: messenger RNA, 910 nt
Organism: Opisthorchis viverrini
Lineage: Eukaryota; Metazoa; Platyhelminthes; Trematoda; Opisthorchiida; Opisthorchiidae
Exons: 4
Coding region: 53-910 (285 amino acids)
Biological process (GO): fatty acid elongation, saturated fatty acid; fatty acid elongation, polyunsaturated fatty acid; sphingolipid biosynthetic process
Cellular component (GO): endoplasmic reticulum membrane
Molecular function (GO): fatty acid elongase activity
Source: RefSeq, a predicted model, not a curated record
GCGGACGCUGGGACAGUGAUCGUGCGAUUGGAGCCAACGCGGUCGGUUAAUAAUGACUGAGGCAAGUAUAUUCAGUAGCCUCAGUGGCAUACUACCCCCUCAACCGGAUCCACGAGCAGAUACCUAUCCGUUGAUGCAAUCCUGGACACCGACUGCACUCAUUUCCUUGGCCUAUGUGGUCGGCGUUUGUGCCUGGCGAGCUGAGCUCAUAAAACGAGGUCAAGUACAGAAAAAACUCAAGAUUGACGCAGACCGACCGAAAUCGACUGAGUCUAUGGCUGACUGGGACCCCUUGAAAUAUCUGAUCAUCCUCUAUAAUGUUGUUAUGGUAUUCUAUUCAGCCUACGUGGUUAUCCUCUCAGUGUACCACGCCGCUAACCUUGGUUACGGUCUUGGCUGUGUGGAGGCGCCAGAUCCCACAGACAAAAAAACAGAUAUUCUGGUUUACAUAGGAUACUUGUUUUAUUUUUCGAAAUUUGUGGAGAUGUUGGAUACGGUGUUCUUCCUGUGCAGAGGCAAAGUGGAUCAAGUCACAUUUCUUCACGUAUUUCACCAUGCAGCGAUGCCCCCAUCCAUUUGGUGGGGCCUCAAAUACGCUCCCGUAACUAAUAUGCGUGGUCUAAAUCCAGUGACCUUUCACCGUUUGUUUGCUCGGCCAUCUGUUGUGCCACAACAGGUUUUUGUGCUCGCAACAAACGACAAGACGUCCGUACAGCCGGUGGCAAUCAAUAAUGUGGAAUUGAACCAAACAAUCGAUGUAAGCUUGACUCCAAAAACUAAGCUUGCUUGCAUCUGUGAUGAAAAGUCAUCACAGCCGGGCGGAUCUUGGAACGCUGCACUGGCAGAUCGGUUCAAAGUCGUCUACCAGACAGUGCGAGGUGUUUUAUUCAACGACUGUGCAACACAAUGA